Molecule: messenger RNA, 1007 nt
Organism: Diachasma alloeum
Lineage: Eukaryota; Metazoa; Arthropoda; Insecta; Hymenoptera; Braconidae
Gene: Prosalpha5
Product: proteasome subunit alpha type-5
Exons: 3
Coding region: 98-826 (242 amino acids)
Biological process (GO): proteasome-mediated ubiquitin-dependent protein catabolic process
Cellular component (GO): proteasome core complex, alpha-subunit complex; proteasome core complex; nucleus
Source: RefSeq, a predicted model, not a curated record
UCUUCAACAUCUCUCUCCGUGACUGGCGUUUGUGACAAGUGGGCUUCGUUUUACUAGUCUUCAAGCUCCCAUAAAUUAAGGAAACAAUAAUAUCAAGAUGUUCUUAACACGUUCAGAAUACGAUCGCGGUGUGAAUACAUUCUCCCCAGAAGGGCGUUUGUUCCAAGUGGAGUAUGCGAUCGAAGCAAUAAAGCUCGGUUCAACAGUGAUCGGAAUAUCAACCUCCGAAGGAGUUGUAUUAGCAGCAGAGAGACGCAUAACAUCUCCUCUGAUGGAGCCAACAACAAUCGAGAAGAUCGUCGAAGUCGAUAAGCACAUUGGUUGUGCUGGCUCUGGCCUCAUGGCCGACUCGAGAACUAUGAUUGAUCGUGCUCGUGCUGAAUGCCAGAAUCACUGGUUCAUCUACAACGAGAAGAUGAGUGUUGAGUCUGUUGCCCAGGCGGUGUCCAAUUUGGCAAUUCAAUUUGGAGAUAGCGAUGACGAUGGUAGUGCUAUGUCGAGACCCUUUGGUGUGGCCAUUCUCUUUGCUGGAAUUGAUGAGAAAGGACCACAACUGUUUCAUAUGGAUCCAUCCGGCACUUUUGUGCAGUUUGAUGCUAAGGCCAUUGGCUCGGGCAGUGAAGGGGCACAACAGUCACUUCAAGAAGUUUUUCAUAAGUCAAUGACCCUGAAAGAAGCCAUAAAAGCCACGAUAACAAUUCUUAAACAAGUGAUGGAAGAGAAAUUGAACGAAACAAACAUUGAACUCAUGACGAUGACGCCAGAGGCAAAGUUCCACAUGUUUUCGAAGGAGGAAUUGCAGGAGGUGAUUAAGGAUAUUGCUUAAAUAACAUUUUUUAAUUACUUUUUACUACUGUUGUUAAUCAGUGCGUCAGGAAGAAAGAGAAAUCAUCCAGUUGCAUACAUUCAUCAGUGAACAUCGACAGUCUCAACAUCCUGUUUCAUACACAAAAAUUACGAUUAAUUAUAAUAAAGCCACUGAAAUAAAUACAAAUUACUGGGUGGAA